Molecule: messenger RNA, 3204 nt
Organism: Neogale vison (American mink)
Lineage: Eukaryota; Metazoa; Chordata; Mammalia; Carnivora; Mustelidae
Gene: ZNF790
Product: zinc finger protein 790
Exons: 6
Coding region: 481-2379 (632 amino acids)
Biological process (GO): negative regulation of transcription by RNA polymerase II
Cellular component (GO): nucleus
Molecular function (GO): RNA polymerase II cis-regulatory region sequence-specific DNA binding; DNA-binding transcription repressor activity, RNA polymerase II-specific
Source: RefSeq, a predicted model, not a curated record
CUUAGACACAAAUUUGUGGAGGAGCGGCGUGGAGGCCUUGGUGGAGUUUUGCGUUCUAAACGCGGCCUGGAACUCAUGGAAGCCCUCUGCCCCGGAUGUGAGCAGUUAUGAGGGCGACGGUCGUUGCCGAAGCCAAGGCCUGUGAAUUGAGAUUGUCGGCUCUGGGCUCUGAAAGGCUGUCCAGGCACUGACUACAUUUUUCAAUGUCCACCAUAGCCAAGGCAGCUUCCUGUCCGCGCACCAACGCUUUCAGGACCGUAGGAAGCAUUGCGCCCGAGUGCCCGCGGAACAUUCUUGUAGGGACCGCAGGGUCAGCAUACAGAAAGGAACACAGCCCUGCUGACAUCUUGAUCGUAGCCCAGUGAGAAACAUCUCAGACUUUUACCCAACUGCCUAAGCGUAAGCUCUGCUUUCUCAGGACUCUACUUCACCAGGAGAGGAGUCUAGAAGACUGAUCGAUUCUUGGAAUUUUAAGUCAUCAUGGCCCAUCAGUUGAUGAUGUUCAGGGAUGUGGCUGUAGACUUCUCUCAGGAGGAGUGGGAGUGUCUGGACUUGGAACAGAGACAUUUGUACAGAGAUGUGAUGUUGGAGAACUACAGUAACAUGAUCUCACUGGGACUUUGCAUUUAUCAGUCAGAUGUGUUCUCUUUACUGGAGAAGGGGAAAGAGCCCUGGAUGGUUUCUCAGGAUGAGACAGGAGGACCUUGCCCAGACAUGCAGUCCAGAUGUCAGAGCAAGAAGUUAUCACCAAAAAACAUCACUUUUGAGAGAGAAUUGACUCAAUUGGAAAUUUGUAAAAAAUACAGCCUUGAAUAUUUAUGUUUUAGGGGUGAUUGGGAAAGCAAAGAUCAGUCUGAAACACAACAGGAAAAUCAGGAAGAAUGUUUAAAGCAGGUUAUACUCACCAAUGAAAAAAUGGCCACUUUUAACCAUCACACAGCUUUUAACAUACAUCACAAACAGAAUACAGGAAAGAAACUGAAUGAAUUUAAAGAAUGUGGGAAAGCCUUUCCUUCUGGCUCAGACUGUACUCAACAUCAAGUAAUUCAAACUAGGGAGAAAUUUUGUGAAGAAUAUGAGAAAACCUUUCUUUCUGACUCAGAACCUACUCAAUAUCAGACAGUUCAUGCUGCUAAGAAGACAUAUGAAUGUAAAGAAUGUGGGAAGGCGUUUAGUUUGCGUUCAAGUCUUACUGGUCAUAGGAGGAUUCAUACUGGUGAAAAACCUUUUAAGUGUAAGGAAUGUGGGAAGGCCUUCAGAUUUCAUUCUCAACUUAGUGUCCAUAAGCGUAUUCAUACUGGCGAGAAGUCUUAUGAAUGUAAGCAAUGUGGGAAGGCCUUUAGUUGUGGCUCAGAUCUUACACGACAUCAGAGAAUUCAUACUGGUGAAAAACCCUAUGAAUGUAAUGAAUGUAGGAAGGCCUUUAGUCAGCGAUCACAUCUUACUAAACAUCAGAGAAUUCACACUGGUGAAAAGCCUUAUGAAUGUAAGGAAUGUGGAAAAGCUUUUACUCGUGGCUCACACCUGACUCAACAUCAGAGAACUCAUACUAGUGAGAAAUCUCAUGAAUGUAAGGAAUGUGGAAAAGCCUUUAUUCGUGGUUCAAAUCUUGCUCAACAUCAGAAUGUUCAUGUAGGCAGGAAACCCUAUGAAUGUGAGAAAUGUGGAAAAGCCUAUAUCUGGAGUUCACACCUUGCUCGACAUCAACGAAUUCAUACUGGUAGGAAACCUUAUGAAUGUAAGCAAUGUGGGAAGACAUUUAUUUGGGCCUCGUAUCUUGCUCAACAUGAGAAAAUUCAUAAUGAGAGGAAACUCUAUGAAUGUAAGGAAUGUAGAAAGACCUUCCUUCAUGGCUCAGAGUUUAAUCGACAUCAAAAAAUUCAUACUGGUGAGAGAAACUAUGAAUGUAAGGAAUGUGGAAAGACCUUUUUUCGUGGCUCAGAACUUAAUCGACAUCAGAAAAUCCAUACUGGAAAGAGACCAUAUGAAUGUGAAGAAUGUGGAAAAGCCUUUCUCUGGGGUUCACAACUUACUCGACAUCAGAGAAUACAUACUGGUGAGGAACCUUAUGUAUGUAAAGAAUGUGGGAAAUCUUUUAUCUGGGGUUCGCAACUUACAAGACAUAAGAAAAUUCAUACUGACACAGAAUCCUAUGAAUGUAAGGAAAGUAAACAGAUCUUUGGUCACCAUCCAUAUUUUACUAAACAGAAAAUUCACAAUGGUGAUAAUCUCUAUCAAUGGAAAGACUAUGGGAACACCUUUAGUCAGGACUCAGACUUUGCUCAACACCAGGAUAUUUACACUUUUGAGAAAUCCUAUGAAUAUAAAAAUUUUGAGACAUCAUUUUCUCCAAGCUCUCACUUUAUUUCACUCUUAUAAAAUCUUAAUGAUAUAAAAAUAUAAGAAAGUAUUCAUGACUCAUUACUUGAUGUCCAAUAAUUGCUUCUUUUGAGAAACCCCACAAGUGUAAGUAAUACUGAAAAACUCUGUCAGAGUACACAACACACUCAACAGCAGAGAAUUCAUAAUGCAAUCUGCAUUAAUACAGGAAAGCAUUUACUGGAUGGUUUUCCAUUUGGAAUAUCAGAGUAAAACCCUAUGAAUAAGAUAACACUGUGAAUCUCUUCUGAAUCAUUUUUAAAACAUUCUCCACAUCAUUGAUAUUAUUCUGCAUAGAAUUUAAAUCUAACUCACAUAGAGCACCCUUCCAUCACUAUUUAAAUCUUGUUACACUUCCAUAAAAUUAUACCAAAGGUGAAUUUCUGUUAUGUAAUUAAUCUUGGAAAGCCUUGACUAUGUCAUUCACCUUCUUUGGUAUGCCUUAGUUCCAACAAAUCUUAUCUGUAUUUUUUGGAAAGUAACUCAAAUCUGUGUCUGUUUGCUUAUUUAUUUGAUUAUAAGGGUUAAAUGAGCUUGACUACUUAAAUGACAUCAUGGCCAUCAUUAAUUUUAGUAUUGGACCAUUUCUAUGAGAAAGACCUUGACAGUAUAAUGAAUAUAAACAAAUAUGCCAAUAAGAUAUAUGUCUUAUGGAACAGUAGGAUAAUUCUGAAGAAAAACCAGUAAAACAGAAUGAAGGGAUGAAAGCUUUGAAUCAGUAUUCGUUUGCUGCACCAAAAAAUCCAUACUAUAAAGAAAGCCUUACUGUUUUAAUAAAAGUGGGGUUGUUGAAUGCUCAGAAAUGUUUUUUGUUUUGUUUUUAAA